Messenger RNA from Torulaspora globosa, 4254 nucleotides. It is a transcript of the gene TAF2, whose product is annotated as transcription initiation factor TFIID subunit TAF2. The record is from RefSeq and is a predicted model, not a curated record. Gene Ontology annotation, biological process: transcription initiation at RNA polymerase II promoter. Gene Ontology annotation, molecular function: transcription cis-regulatory region binding; chromatin binding; zinc ion binding. Gene Ontology annotation, cellular component: transcription factor TFIID complex. The transcript has a single exon. Lineage: Eukaryota; Fungi; Ascomycota; Saccharomycetes; Saccharomycetales; Saccharomycetaceae. Bases 1 to 4254 code for a protein of 1417 amino acids.
AUGUCUUACUCGAGGGGUAACACCCCACGGGCGACCCAGAGUUUGUCCAGUCAUGCGGAUUUGGGUGUAGGGCUACGUACUUUCAAAGUUGCCCAUCAGCGCAUCUCGCUGGACGUAGAUCUCUCCAAGCACAGCAUAAAGGGCAUUGCUGAUAUUAUUUUGAUACCACUGGUGCAGAAUUUAAGCUACGUUACACUGGAUUGCAAGGAGAUGAAAAUCAAGAACGUUUGGGUGGAAAACAGGAGAUGUGACAAUUAUAUCCAUGACGAUCCGCUAUCAGACUUCAGGAGAAGCAGUCGAAGCGAUAGCGACACGCUGUACAAAUUUAAUGGAGUGGAACAGUCGCACUUUCUGCGAGAGAAAUUCGCGGAUUUAAAUGAGUUUCCGGAGGAGAGGACGCGGUCGCAACUUAUCGUGAAGAUUCCUUCUUCGAUUAAGAUCACCUUGCAGGAUGCCAACUCGUUGACGAAUUACACACCAAUCACGCCUACUGUUCGAGGAACACCGGGGUCUCAGGAAGCUGUAUUUACUCCGAUCAGCAUCAGAAUAGAGUACGAGCUGAGUGAGCCGACUACAGGAGUGCGAUUCGACACAGCGUUGGAGUCGCAGCCGCAUCUAUGGAAUGCAUUCACUACGAACUCAGAGAUCUGUUGCACUGCAUCUUACUGGAUGCCCUGUGUAAACACUUUAGAUGAGAAAUGCACUUGGGAGGUCGAGAUUAGCGUUCCUAGAAGGGUUAAAGACAUCGAUGGCUCUAAAGUUGUGGGCAACCAAUUUCAAGACUCCCGAGCAUUGCGUUCCAGAGGAUCACCAAUCACUGGGGGCGAUCUUAACAAGGAAAGAUUAAACGUGAGCUCUGAAGAAUACAACGCUGCAAAACGCGAAACGGAGCUGAACGGAAAGAAGAAGAACCAAAGUAAAGACGAUGAAGAAGAAGAGGAAGGUUAUGACAUAUUAGAAGACGAAGAGCCAGAAGAAGAUGACACACUGAAUAAAGAAAUUUUCGUAUGCUGUUCAGAGUACGCGACUGCUAAAGAAACUGAGCAUGCGACAUCUACAUCAAAGAGAACAUUUGCAUUUCAAAUAUUCAAUCCCGUCGCUCCUCACCAUGUUGGGUGGGCAGUCGGUGCCUUUGAUAUCUGGACCUUGCCGUCAAUCAAAAGUCAGGAUGAUAUUUUCGAGGAUGAACGCGAUGAGUCAGAAGAGAACAAAAAUCCAAAUCAGAAAGACACCAGUGCCGGGAUAGAUGAUAUUGAAAACAAUGACGUCAUUCCGAUUCAGGUAUACACCUUACCACAAGGUGAUAUAGACGAAAAGACAGUGCUGAAUUCUACUAUCAUUUGCCAAAAAAUUAUGGACUUUUACGCCAAAGAAUUCGGCUCCUAUCCAUUCACAUCAUAUUCUCUAGUUUUUUUACCGACGCUGGUUACAUCUACAAUGGAUUUUGCAAGUAUGACUUUAUGCAAUACAAGGCUCCUCUACCCCCCAGAAAUGAUCGAUACCAUGUUGUCAACUACCAAUGAGUUGGCGUGGUCUCUCGCAGCUCAAUGGUCAGGGGUCAAUAUAACGCCAUUAGAAAUAAACCAUAUAUGGUGCUGCAUAGGGAUGGCCGGCUACAUGGUUUUCCAACUAAUGAGGAAACUCCUGGGUAAUAAUGAAUUCAAAUUUCGACUUAAAAUGAACUGCGAGGCUAUCGUGGAUCAGGACUGGGAAAAGCCACCUAUUGGAAAUACUUUUACUAAUGCUUCAAGACCCAUCUCUUGGACGAGCAAUGAUUUGAGUUUCAUUAAACUGAAAGCUCCGAUGGUCCUAUACAUACUGGACCGGAGAAUGGUAAAGACAGAAAGAUCAUUUGGGAUGUCUCGUGUGCUGCCUAAAAUAUUUUUACAGGCCAUGUCUGGCGACCUACCGAAUAAUUCUCUUUCUUCAGCACAUUUCCAAUACGUUUGUGAGCGUGUCAACAGGAGCAAACUUGAGUCCUUUUUCCAGCAAUGGAUUUAUGGGUCAGGUGUACCAAUAUUUCGGGUCACUCAAAGGUUCAAUAAAAAAAGAAUGAUGGUUGAAAUGGGUAUCAGACAGUGUCAGGAUCAAGAACUGGCCCAGGAAAAGGUUGUAGGCAAAGAUGGCUUUUGCUCUAGCUCUCUAGAUUACAUUCAGCACCCAAACAAAAGCAUGACGACUUGUUUCACGGGAUCAAUGACAAUUAAAAUACAUGAAUCCGAUGGAACACCGUAUGAGCAUAUCGUGGAAGUUAAAGAUGUGUUCACCAAGAUAGAUAUCCAAUACAACACGAAGUAUAGGAAGAUAAGGAAUAAGAGACUUCAAGCAAACAAAAGCACAAACAAGACAAUGACCCCAGAUUCAAUAGAAGAAUCCCUUGAAGAAAGGCCUGACAGCGGUUCCGUGCAGAAGCUCGGUACAGUAUUAAGUAGUACCGAAGAUUGUCUUGAAUGGAACCUAACUGGACUUUCCACAAAAUCAGACGGAAAUGAAGCCCAAAUACAGAAUGAAGUUUUUGAAUGGAUAAGGAUCGAUUCGGAUUUUGAGUGGAUUUGUAAACUGUACGUGAAUCAACCUGAUUAUAUGUUCGCAUCCCAGUUACAGCAAGAUAGUGAUGUUGAGGCACAGUUUGAAAGUGUCAGGUACUUUGAAGAUACAAUCAUACAUUCUCCCGUGAGCUCACAGGUUUACUCGUCAAUUUUGGUAAGAACGGCAAUGGAUAAGCGAUACUUCUAUGGUAUCAGAGCCGAGGCUUGCAAAGCGUUAGCGAGAUAUGUUGUUCGAGAUUCUGAGCCAAACAAUUUUACCGGCGGAGCAAGGCAUCUUAUCAGAAUCUUCAGGGAGCUUUUUUGCUAUGAAAACUCCAGCAUUCCGCUCAACAAUGAUUUCAGUAACUUUCAAGAGUAUUUCCUACAGAAACAGAUCCCCCAGAAUCUAACACUGGUGAAAAACGAAAGGAAUGAAACACCUUAUUUUGUUAAGCAGUUUCUAUUAGACCUGCUUACGUACAAUGAAAAUUCAGAGAAUUUAUACGAUGAUAGCCAUUAUCGCUGCAUGCUAAUCCAAUCUGUUGUAGACUGUGUGCUGUCUAACCGUAAUGAUAACGAGUACCUGAAUAAAGUCCUGGAGCAACUGCGCAGAUAUCAAAAUCUCGAAGAGUGGAUGCCAACCUAUCAGCUACUGGUCAAGAAUACGAUUCUAUCGGCUAAACUUCGUCUGGGAGUCGCUGGCCUUUAUCGAAUGGAAGAUCUCAACGAAAUCUUAUUAAACCCAUUUGAGGAUGAAUCGAAGACUCCACAUGUCAACGUGGCUCGGUUAAGGGAAGGUUCUCAAGAUUUGACUCUAACUACGUUCAAAACGUUAUUAGUUGAGGGUGGAUUAAAAAAUAAGGAGGCGCUGAAGUACCUCUUUGAAGCCCUCUGCUUCUCAACUGACGUUUAUAUAAAAGAAAAAUUAGUGGAUGUCUUCGUCAGUGCCAUCGAUUUCGUUGCCGUGAAUAAGCUGCAGGAUCUGCUAGACGAUGACAUCGAUUAUAUGGUCGAGCAAAUCAAUUCAGAAUCACUAGCACUGGAAGACGGGAGAAGAGAGUCGGGAGGUAUCAUUGAAGAGGACUACAUGCACGAGCUAAGAGAGCGUAGGGAGCAGAAAAUGAGGUCCACAGUCAGAGGUCUGGUGCAUCUUCUGAGGAGGCAGUUUAGAACCUAUGAGCCGCUGAAAAAGAUCCUCUGGGAAGCACUGCACACUUCUACUCUUUCUCUCUAUCAGAGAAAGCGUCUUUUCGAUACAUCAAGAAUCUUAUACUGUCUGCUCGAUAGUUUUGAUGUUGUUCUAACCAUGCCCAGGGAUAAAAAGUUAGUGGCGAAAUAUAUGGGUAUGAACAAGGUUGUUAUCAAGAGAGAAGGUCUGCUGAAGGUUCAUCUACCGACGAAGCUAAGCACGAAGCUCAAAUCAUCAUCGAAUGAGAGGGAUUCAGAUCAGCCUUCAUCGCGGACUAAUAAAGUCAAGAUAAGUCUGGGCAGACAACCAGUCAAGCAAAAAAAAUCUGGUUCUGGGACUGCUAAGGGUAAGCAAGCCAAAGGAAUAGUCAACAGAGUGGGCAUUCUUCCGCUGCGAUUCAUCAAGAUCACCACUUCGGACGAGAAGAGGGUCGAUAUCUCGUCAGUUCCCUUCAGCGAGAAUGUCCACAUCAUCAAGGCAAACAGCAGAUCGUUCACCGUGAAGAUAAUGGUACCGAAGAAGGAGCCAGAAGCCUGA